Messenger RNA from Durusdinium trenchii, 363 nucleotides. Lineage: Eukaryota; Dinophyceae; Suessiales; Symbiodiniaceae. The record is from the annotation of a GenBank genome assembly.
AUGGGCAAGCGUGCAGCAGAUGAAGGUCGAACCGCCGUUUAUCCAUCAAUUGACUUCUGCAAGAAUCCAAACUCCAUUUGUGAUCCGAGCAGCCCACCGGAGCUGAAGUGGGUGGCAGGAAUGUUCUACUGGCUCAAUGCUGUGCAACCCUACAAUUCUGGUGGCUGGAACUACAUCACAGAGCUGAAGAAGUGGGUGGACAAUGGAAUGAAGACAACAGACAAGUCCUUCAUCAACGGUGCUUCUGGCAUCGUCAAUCGUGGUUGCCACAAUCCGCCUAACUGCAACACCGGCGAGUUGCAUGCAGGAACUGAGAGAGCAGCAAAUUUUGAGAAAGUGCUGAAGGCGAUGGGCUUGAUUUGA